AUGGCGCUAGACCUUCAGCUGCGGGCGGCCUUCGCAAGGAGCGUGCGAGACGUGGAAACCGCAGGCGAGCCAGGGGGUGAUCCGUCGCACAAGCUUCUGCUCUCCCAGCAGGGGAAACGGGGCCUCGAGGCUGCGUUUCGCCUGCUUCGAAAGGCUAGGACACAGAACAACGUGCCAGGGGAAGGGAACCAUCUCCGGUCGCCCGAGCUACUGGUGCUUGCCGCUGAGACAGCCGUGAAGAACGGAGAGUUCAAUUUGGCCAGGGAGGCUUGUCACGAGUUCUUCCUCGAUGGGGGGGGUGCGAGAGAUCAAUUCUUCUGCCGCGCUCUGUUUGUGAAGGCUCUGGUGGUGAGCAACUCGAUCGGAAGGGACGGUCUCGUGGGCGCGGAGGCCACCCAACGCCGCUCCCGUGCGGUAGGAUACCUCACACAGGCUCUGGAUGUCGCCAUAGAAGGGGGUCCGCGAUACGCGUUCCUGGUCCACAACGUCUCCGUUCACGCGUGGAACGUUCUGAGGCCCGCUCUCACGGCCGGGCGGGCCGGCCAUCACGCCAAGGAGCUCGCAAGGUUUUCUGACGCACUGGAAGCUACCGAGGAUGCAGACCUGCGGUGGCGGUGCGCCCUUCUGACCUCGGUUUCGCUUGCCCUCGGGGACAACGGAGACGCUAACGCGGCGGCGGCCAAAGCCGCGCUCGGCUUGCAGCACGCAGAGACCCUGGCGUUGAGGGAGAGAGACAAGGCGGAAGCAGCUCGCGAUGUCCUAAACGAGGCGAAAAAGAGGGUGGCCGCAGCGCAGGCGACGAUUCGGAAAAUCGAGGAGGCUGCCAGCAGUGCAGCCGAGGCCGCAUCUCUCGGAGAUGGGCAGAGCGAGGGUGGCGCGGUGGCGGAGGGUUCCGUGGUGUCGUCUUCCACGGGCCCCGCCGGCACCGGCGAGAACCAUUCUCUCGACACGGAAGAGAAGAUGUCGGCCGCGCUGUCGGCCGCGCUGGUGUCUCGCGCCGCGGCCGAGGCCGACGUCGGGGAGGCGGGAAGGAAGCUCAACCCUCUGGUCAAAGGGGCGGCGGAAGCUGCGGCCCUGUCGGAACGGACCUGGCUUUUCCGAGUCUAUUCGACAGCGGAGAGUGCGGCGGCAGGUGGUGCAGAUGCCAAGAAGUUGCUAGACACCCUGCAGACCCAGACUUCGGAGGAUAUCCGCAGGAGCGCUCUCAUGCUUCAGCAACAGGUCACGGCGGGGGCCCUGGUCGGGGAUGCUGUCCUGCAUGCGCUGAAACCCCAAGCGGAGAGUGUGGACCCGGGAGGGGUCGCCGUUUUGGUGGAGAUGUACGCGAGGGUAGCGGCGGGGCUAGGGGAAGAAACCAACGGCGACAACGGCGGUGGUGCUGAUGGGGGCGGAGAAGAUGGGGGGGUGGACGGGGGCUUGCAAGGGCUACUGGCCUCGCUUCCUGCACCUUCCUCAGACGCCAAGUCCGCGCUAGUGGACCUUGGGAGGACAGCUCUCAAGGCCAUGAACGCCGAGGAAGAAGCGAGAAGCCCGCCGGGGCCUAACCGUGAUGCUUUCCUGUCCUUCGCGAAAGCCUGUUACGUGCGGGCAUCUUCCUCGUCCAGAAAGGCUCACGGGGGCAACAAUCCCUCGGCAGGGGGCGGCGGGAAGGAUGAGGGCGGUAGCGCAGUAUCACCCGGUUCCUUCCGAGCACGGUUGGAGUUCCUAGGGGCGGAGCUAGCCGCCCAGGGCAUGAUCUCCGAUAUUUCCCCUGGCAGCAGCAGCAGCAGCAGUGAUACCUUGAAGCUGGACGCGAGGCGGACGGACGCUCGGCGGCUCGCAGAUAGGGUUGAGGCCUUGAAGCGGGUCGAAAGAUCGCUGCUGAAUUGCAAACGGCUGGGAGACCCCGAGCUACUGCAGGAAGGCUGCUGCCUGGCAUUUUCCACCGGUGUCCCCCUCCUGGGUAGUCGGCACCGGAAACAUGUCCACCGUUGUUUCUCUCUCGCGGCUCAGAUUCUGCAGGACCUUCAGUCUCCGCUCGCCAGGCUUCGAGCGCAGCUCCAUUUGGAGGUGGCGAAGUGCGAGAUGGACUCAGACUUCCUAGCGAAGGCGGCGUCGCACGUGGAAAAGGCCUGCAUGCAAGACUACGGCGCCUCCGACAUGACCACUCUACCGCCGGAGACCCCGCUGGAUGGAGAAUGGGACUGCGACCAGCAGCUCGGAAACACGUUCUCGGAAGGGAACAACCAGCGGCAUUACGAAGCAGGGGGCUCUGAUGGGGCGGGAGCGGGGAACUCUCCAGAGGGCGAUGUUGCAGAGGCACGGGCGGCGGCGCUCAACGACGUCUUGCGGCCCAUGGACAGGUUCAUGGCCCCCCUCGCCUCAUUCCUACGUCUGAAAACGAGUGUCGACGUGGAGCCCGCAACGGCGGAGGACAGGGCCCUCUUACUCGUUGACCAGGGUAGGCACGCGGUGGACCCAUUCUUGAGGCGAACGCUCCUCGUCCGAGCAGCCGAACAACUCGACAUUGCCGUCCAGCAAGACAGAAUCAAUCUCAGCAGGAGUGCAGCAGCUCCGUCAGCUGCAGAGGAAGGUCCCGCCGCCACUACACCAGCCACCGAACAACAGGAACAGCGACAACGACAGCAAGGAUCAGAGGAGGAGUCCCUGAGUCCGGGUAACGGUGCGGACGACGAGAUCCAUACUAUCGCGGCCGGCUUCGCGGCGCAAGAUGCUGACGGGUCAGGAGACGGUGACGCUGAGGAAUCACCUCCGACGUCGUCGAAAAGGCUUGUCCGAAUCUGGUUCGCCCUUCUGGAGCUGGCUUGGGACCAGAGCCAAACACAACAAGGCGGCGGAAAGAAGAAGGCAAGAAACGGAGGGAUGUCGGCAAAAAACGCUUCGCGCCCCGAUGGCGAUGCCCGCGACGUUGGUCUGGCUAGGAAGGCGGCAGUGGCGGUGCUCCGGAGCGGUCCUUGGAGCCCGGAAAAAAACAGAGAGCUGCUUGUCUUGCAGACACGGGCGCAGUUCAUGCUCGGAGAAACGUUCGUCGAGGAGCUUCGCUUGGCGCACACCGUAGAAUUAGGGACCGAUUCUCCGGUCAACCUUUCCAGACCAGAGACCCAGACCAACAGCCGGCCCACGACCUCCGACAACGGCGACAACGCAGCUGGCAGCAGCAAGCACGGCAACAGGCCCUCCAAGAAGGGUUUGGAUCUAGACCCGCGCACGAUGGGGAUCGCGACAACGGACUGCCUGGCGGGCGUAUCCGCAGACGUUUCAGAGUUGCUGGACGACCUGAAGAAGAAAGCUUGCGGUUGCUUCGUGGGUGGGCUGCGGAGGGCCGUGAGGGCAAAGGAGCCGGCGCUGGUCCAGAGCGGGGCCGUUUACGUCUACAACUUCCACAUGCCGGCCGAGGAACUGUGCCAACGGGCAAUCACGGCACUAGACCGACCAGACACCAACCCUAAGGGAACUGCUACUGCUGCAACCGGUGGCGGCGGGGCGGGAGGAAAAGGCAGCGCAGGUGGAGCAAAAGGAAAAGGUGGCGCAAAGAAGGGAGAAGCGGCGGCGGCGGCCGGUGGCGGUGGUAGUGGAGGCGGCGGUGGCGGUGCUGCGGGAGCCAGGCGUGCCAACGUAUCCGAGCUCAAGGGGCUGGUGGAGGUACGCACGGCGUGCCAGGCGAAACGGGCGGGAGCAUCGGCGGUGACAGGAGAGGGGAGGCCGUUGCUGCAGGCCCUAGCUCUGCUAACCGCCGCUUCGGCGCUCUCCGGUGCCGGUCCGCCUGCCGAAGAACUUGUCGAGAAGUGCACCGCCGUCAUGCGCGAGUACCGCGGUACGAUAGCGGACGCCGAAGAAGAGGAGAGAGAGAAGCAACACAGGAGGGAGAUGAGGAACAAGAGGGACGGCCAUAACGCCGACGUCACGGAGACGUACGAGGGCACGAAGGAAAGAGGCGACGGGGGAACGGCGAAUGCGACAAAGGCAAUGACGGGGGGGAUAUCCUCAGCGGCACCGGCUCACGGAGGAGGAACACCAUCGCCAGAAAAGGUUGACGUCUUCGCCGCACUUAGCGGACGACGGGUUACGAGCCUCGAAGAGGAUAGGGCCGAGCUGGAGCUGGCCGGCGAAAUCUGGUGCCGCCUCGGCAAGGAGCGCCUGGCGAGAGGCCAGAGAAGGGCCGCGGAGGAGUGCUGCGGCUACGUAGCGGAGCUUCUUCCCCAAAGCCCGGCCGACCGCCGCAGGGUGCAUCCACGGCUAUGGAGGUGGCUGGCCGUGGGCGAGGGACUGUGGGGGCAGGCGGUCGCCUCCGCGAUAGCCCCGGAGUCUCAAGAAAAGCCCCUUCAGGACGAAUUGAGGAGGGUUUCCAUGAAGCACCUGGCGUUGGCAGCCAAGUUCGCCACUCUCGCUUCCUCUUCACCGGUGACCCUGGACGUGGCCAAACGUCUUUGGAACGUCGCACUUCCCCUUGCCGACACAUCGGCCGGGAGAGCGAUCGCUUUUUCUGCGUUGGCAGCCGUUUUGAGAGAGAUGGCGAAGGGGGGUAUCAUCGAGGGGGGAGCUGUUCGCGCUCAGCUAUACGUCCUGCUCUUCGAGUGCUACUCGGAUCGUUCCGAGUGGAAGCAAGGGCUGGCUGUGGUGACCGACUCGCUCCGCUGCGUCCCGCCGGAUUUCCAGCGCCCCCUGUGGCAGUGGCGCGUGGUAUUCCUUUCAAGGCUUGGCAUCACGUCCCUCGACGGAUUGGCGAAGACAAAGGAGUCCGACAAAGUUCUUCAGGGUAAGAGCUGGUGCACGCUGGCGAGGUCGGCGAGCGACCCGAAACAACAGCUGUCGGCCUACCUCAAGGCCCUCGAGAGCCUUGGGGAAAGGUUCGAGAGGUUGGACUGCUUGGUGGAAAUGGGGGAGUGGGCAAUGGGCAGAGGCCUUGCGCAAUCAGGCUCGGACUACUUCCGGUCAGCGUUAGACCUGCUCUACGAUGUAGAGGAGAGGUCGAUGCAGGCGCUAAACAACGGUCCACAAGACACCGACGACGACAGCCAUGAUGGCUCCAGGGGCGAAGGAGGCAGAUCAACCUGCGAGAGCAACGGCGACAGCCGAACCCAGCCGUCAACAGGCGGUGGAUUCAGAAGGGCGGCCUCGAAGCGAUCGCUUGGCAGCCAGGGGGGUGCAGGCAGCAGAGGGUCGAGCAGGGGGGGGGCACCGAGUUCCAAGGGGGGCGCCUCUUCCUCCACGGCGCUCUCCGACCAGAACGGAUACCCGGAGGCCUUAACGAUGGGGCACCUCGAGACCGCCGUGAGGACGCUGGCGAUGCUCGCGAGGGGCGGCGGUUGCUGCUCCACGUUCGAAGAGCGCCUCGACGUUCUGAUGCAGGGGUACUACUUCGUCGGGCGGAUGGCGGGCAUGGUGGAGGAGACGGUGGAGUGCGGACGCCGGCGGUGGUUGUUCGAGGCGUCCGUGCCUGAGGGCGGCGAGAGGGGGGAAACGGCAUUCCAGGAAUGGUGCGCAAGCUCUUCCGCUGCAGAAGCGGCGGUCGUGUCAUCUAGUGGCCGACGUAAUUCCACAGCAGGCGGACGAGCCCCGCUACACCUGCGGGACUGGGCCUACUGGCGGCUAGAGCCGGUGCCAGUAGAACCAAAGGACGACAACGGCGGUGACAAGAACAACCACGACAGCGUCGACGACAACGGCGAAGACGACCUGGACCGGUACAUGGCAGCCCCGCCGGCUGGACGGGAGCCCUUCGUCAUCUCGACGACCACCAUGGAGAAAGCUCCGCUCCUCUUCCACCACCUGCUCGACCUCGCCGAGACCAUGGAGUCCCACGGCCUGGCCGCCCACGCGGCAGCACCCCUCGCCCUGGCCGAGCUGGUUGCCAGACUGUGCCUUGGCCCGGCCCGCAGGAGAGGUGGCGGCGGCAGCGGGGGUGACGGCACCGAUGGGAAAGGGGCCGAAGAUGUCGGCGAAGACGGCUCCGCCAACGUGUUUCCGGCGCUGGCCCUGGCGCGCCUUCGGAGGGCAAGAUUGCUGUUCAAACUCGGGCCGACAUGUCACGAGGCGGCCAUGCAAGCGGCCUCGGCGGCAGGACCGCUGGGAGUUUCCGCGGAAGAGGCCGCACGGAGAGGGUCAGAGGUAGAUCGAAUCUUGCGGCAGCGGAAAGAAUACUCGCUUCAACAGCCAUGGCAAAAGCAGGAACAACAACCCGGAAUGCCUGGGAGGAAUGUCUCGGCUGCUUCAUCCCUUCCCCCUGCACAGUCAACACAAACGCGUUUCGACGGCAGCACCCUGAACAACACAUCCUCCGGGUUGGAUCCACGUACAGCAGUGGGGGUGGGUCGGAAAAGCCACGAUGUUGCCGAUGAUUCGGAAGGGCGAGAGGUGGAGGUUCCACGGCUAGGGAACCUUGAAGAUAGGAAGGUUUGGGCGAUGCUGGCUACGGAGGCAGUGCAGCUCGGGGAGUGUCGCGCCGCAGCCGAGUAUCUCGCGGCGGCGCAUCGCCACAACGACGCCUUCCAUGACAGGAACAACGUCGUGAGCUGCCUGGAAGCUCAGGCGGCUUUGUGCGAUGCUCAAGGGCACCCCGAUCGAGCACUUCCGUGCCUCUUGCGGGCAUCGGCCUUGCUGAAGACGCUCGGCGUGACCGGCUCAACCGCUGUGCGGUGGGGCAAAAUGGCAAUAGCAAUCGGUAGCAUGAUGCGCAAGAUGGGCACAGGUGACGCCAAAAUUCGGCAAACUCUUCAGGCUGCCUGCGAUGCCCUGGAGAGAAGCAUAUUCCGGGGCGUACACAAGGCGGAGAAUAGCGCACCAGCAACGGCGGCAGCUGAAGGCGGCCAGGCUGCCCAGCCUCAGGGUGGGGCUCCGCCCACGCCCUCGCAAACUGUGGAUCUUGAUGCUGCCAUCGCGUUCUCCGGGUGCGUCUGCCUGCUUGCCGAAGCUUCUACCGCAUCGGACGAGUUAACGCAAAGUUCAUCAUCCGAGGUGGGGACGGCUACGAAGGCCAACGACCGAGGCACCAGUAGGACCGGUACCACCAUGACUGCUUACUCUUCGGCCACAACGACGUCUGCCGCAGUCGAAGACUUCGCCAGCAGCAGGAGCACGCACCAGGAGCGGCAGGAGCAGGAGCAACGACAGUGGUGUCGUCGUCUUCGGCCUCCUCCUCAAAAGCGCGCAACAACCGUGGCCACGAUCAUGGGUCGCCGCAGCGUCCGAAGGUGCCUGACGAUGGUCCAGCUGGAGGAGGCGUGCGUGAGGGCGAUGCUAGGCAGGGCCAAGGGGGACGGCCACAGCUCUACGCAGGCAGCGGAGGCCGCCGCCAACAGGGAGGGCGUCACGCCGGUGCAGAAGUAUAUGGAAGCUUCCAGGCCAUUGGGACACCCUACGGUGGAAGAGAUGUCACUGCCACAGAUCGAACAGGCGUUAGCUCUGGCCGAGAUGGCGAGAGAGCGCUGCAGUCUGUCAUCUUCCUCUGGGGGCAAGAGCGGAGUGACAACCAAUCCCGGAUUGCUGCCGCUGACCUUGGCGUGGGAAGGGUCCGCGCUCGCGCUGCUGGCUUCGCGAGCUGGACUAUCUGAUGGAGCGUGGGUCCCGCGGCCCCCACCCCCACGACCUCCAACGCCUCCAGUGCAAGCGGAGCCCGUCCCCGCGAAAGGUGGAAAAGGAGCAGGGAAAGGUGGAAAGGAAGCCAAGGGCGGCAAAGGAGGCGCAGCGGCCGCAGCUGCUGCAGCAGCAGCAGCUCAAGCACAAGAAGAAAAAGAACCCGCGCCCGUUCUGCCCAUGCAGGAAGGGUUCGACCUACGGGAACAGGCGAGGUGGAAGCUCGAGCAGGCCAUGGAGGCGGCCGUGGCUGCAAAGCGCUGGGACGCGGCCGGUGUGGCGGCGUUCGCCCUGGCGGAGAUGCUGGGCGGCGACGACGCCUCCGCUGCGGCCGCCGCCCUCAUGCUUCACCAGAGUUGCCGAGCGCGAGGGAGGAUGCUCCGUCUUCUGCGAGGAGCCCUUCCACAGUCCAACCGAUACCGGCUGUUCAUGGACCGGGUAUCUGCGGCGCAAGGGCUUCUGAGAGGAUUGCACAAUCUCGACAAGUGUGAUCCCUUCCUUGUGCCCUCCCCGUCGGAGACCGGGGCAUCCGCGAGCGGAACAGCGGGCGAGGGCACCGCUUCGAGCACAGGCGAUUUCCCGCCCGCCGAAGCUUCUGAGCAAAUGCUGUCGGCCUACCUGGAGGGGUGGAGACGGCUAGAGUGUGCCGGUGAAUCUACCCCUUGGGCGUCGUCGCUGCGCGGUCUGCCCGAGGGGCUGGGAGUUCUAUCGCUACAGGUGUCCCCCGAUGGCACUACACUCUACGCCUCGGGAUACGCGCCCGUACCGUCGCUGGCGGUCGAGCCUGCUAGUGGAACAGAGGCAGGCACCAGCAGUGCAGCUGGAGAUGGUGCUGUCGUUUGGCGGCACGAGAUGAAACCCACCGAGGUUCGGAAGCUGGCAAAGCUGGGAUCACGGAUGGAGGCGUUUGGAGGUUCGGUGAAGCGGUACUGCCUGGAGAAAUGCGACGAGGAAGGCAAGAAAGGCGACUACGUCGACACGGAGACCGACACCAACGACGACCACCGUCAUUACCACAACAGCAAGCACGGCACCACAAACAGCAGCAACACCGAUCUCAGCAAGACCGAUGUCGAAAAGACAGUCACUCCCUCAAAGGUCCCGUCAUCGUCUUCAGCCGCAACCGUUGCUCUUCCUCCGCGCCGUCUCGCGGCGGCAGAUUGCGAGUCCGAACUGGAAUUAAUCAUUGCAGAGACACAGGCCGCCUUGUCCCCGCUUUGGGCGGAGGGUGUCGAGGGGGGACUCGCACCAUUUCUAGACCGCUGCAGGGCGGAGAAACUGUCGUUGGUGCUCCUGAUGGAUGAAAAGCUGGAGAAGCUCCCCGUGGAGGCAUGUGCGGCGGUGGGCGGGAUUUCGAGCGUCUCUCGCGACUUCAGCCUCCACAUGCUGUGCCACAGGCUCAAGGCGACGACGAACGCUGCUACUCCAGGGCACGACGUCAUCAGCAACGCGCACAUGCGUUACGUCGCCGACCCCCUAUCGGAAGACCCGGGGGUGUCUCCCCCUACACCACCACCCGUGGAAGCCGCCAAGGUCAGCACACCUAGCCGUGCUGCUACUUCCAAAGGGAAGAAGGGCGGAGGGGGUAAGGAACAGAACUCCACCGAAGGCCAACCGGAAGAGGGCGGAAGGCUGCCCAUUUUGAAGGUCCUGCGAGAGUGCGUAGGUGUGCGAGAGUGGCAGUCACUUAUCAGCGGCAACGGUUCAGCCGGUGAGGGAGGGUUCGUCUACUACGGCCCAGGCCGGUGCCUGUCAAAGCUUCCCCCGAAGCACCUGGUGGGGCUCAGCGCCAGCUGCAAGGCCGCUAUCCUUAUAGAUCGGGCGGACACCAGCGUUAGCCGGCGGCUGGAAAGCAAGCAGGACACGCUCAAGUCGCCGGAGGAACUGGAGGCGGAGGAGCCUGCUCAGACGGCUGCUCUCUUCUCCCUUGUGGGGUGCCAGUCCGUCGUUCUCAACAUGUGGUCCGUCACCCUGCACAACAACCGGAGGGUCAUUUGCUCGCUGUUUCGGGGCUGGGGCGAAGAGGGCCUUGCCCUGGGGAACGCGUUGGCGGCCGUUCGGGGUGACGUCGGCAUCAAGCCCAGAGCCCGCUUCUGCACUGUCCUCUACGGGCUGCCGACGUUGAAGUACGGGCCAUGA
This is a messenger RNA of Ectocarpus siliculosus, 9711 nucleotides long. NCBI's taxonomy places the organism in Eukaryota, Phaeophyceae, Ectocarpales, Ectocarpaceae. The record is from the annotation of a GenBank genome assembly.